Messenger RNA from Condylostylus longicornis, 690 nucleotides. Its product is annotated as macro domain-containing protein RSc0334-like. Bases 1 to 690 code for a protein of 229 amino acids. The record is from RefSeq and is a predicted model, not a curated record. The transcript has a single exon. Lineage: Eukaryota; Metazoa; Arthropoda; Insecta; Diptera; Dolichopodidae.
AUGAGUUCAGAAGAACGACCGUAUUUUGACAGACUGACGACAUUGUCUACGAGAGCUGGUUUCAAGGAUGCCCUAAAGCGAAUCAGUUUCUAUCAUGGGGAUAUAACGCAAGCCCGAGCUAGUGGUGUUGUUAAUGCUGCUAACAAGGACAUGGAAUUCGUCAAAAGCAGUGGAAUCAAUCAAGCAUUGUAUCGCGUUGCUGGUGAUGAACUCCAAGCUGCCGGUGUAAAAUACAGAAAAACGCAUGGAAUUCUGAGGACUGGAAAUGCGAUUCGUACACCUGGAUUCAAGAGUCGUUUCAAAUUAAUCAUUCACACAGUUGGACCCAUUAUUUCUAAAAAUUGGCCAUCAGACACCGAGUUUUCUCAACUAGCUGAGUGCUAUGAUAAUUCAUUCAGAGAACUUGGAGACUAUAACGCAAUCAACGGAAAAUAUUCAAUAAAUUCGAUUGCAAUUCCAGCAAUUAGUACAGGAAUUUAUAAUUUUCCACCUGAUCCAGCUUCAACUGUUGCUCUGUCAAGAAUUGUAGAAAACUUGAUGAAGCCAGAAUUUUCUCAUGUCCGAGUGGUUUUUAGCCGUUCCGCAAAAUCACAGAAAGUAUCACGCUCUCAUGAAUACGUUUGGGUGACGUUUUCGUUUUUCUGCUUGAAUUUUUUUGUGUGUAUGAUGAAACGUCGAGAUCAAAUUUGA